Molecule: messenger RNA, 2001 nt
Organism: Rhagoletis zephyria (snowberry fruit fly)
Lineage: Eukaryota; Metazoa; Arthropoda; Insecta; Diptera; Tephritidae
Source: RefSeq, a predicted model, not a curated record
AUGACAUCCUGUCUGAGCACCUCCACGGGCAGCCUGCCCUCAUCUCCUGACGUUCCGAUGUUCCUCCCGCCGCGGAGCACCGCCAAUGUGACGCUGAAGUUCCAGGAGGACGUGUCCGCCGCCUACGAGUCCCUCUACCGGGAGGGCCGCCUGACGGACGUGAAGAUCGCCAUCGGCGGCAGCGAGUUCAACGCGCACAAGCUGGUCCUCGCCUCGCAGUCGCCCUUCUUCGAGACGAUGUUCUUCAAUGCGCACAUGCUCGAGUCCCGGGCGGAGGCGGUGACGCUGAAGGAGACCGACGCGGAGAUCUUCGCCCUCCUCCUCAAGGUCGUCUACGGCGGCCGCCUGGAGGAGUCGGAGAAGAUCGGCGCCGACCUGCUGGUCCGCCUCUACGAGCUCCUCCAGCGGUACCAGUUUGAGCGCUUCGAGGCGACGCUGCUGCAGGAGAUCGCCCGCAAGCUGCUCAGUCCGGCCAACUUCUGGCAGUUCCUCGACGUGGCCGUCUACUACGACGUGAAGGCAGUGGUGGAGCUCUGCUUCGACUACCUUGAGUCACUGGCGCAGUGCGCCAGCCAGGGCGGGAAGCACUGCACCGCCUCCGGCGAACAGGCGGCCCUCUUCUCCAGCGCCCACUUUGUCAGCAUCUCACAUGACACGCUGAAGGUGCUCCUUAAUGAGAACAUUACCUGCUCGGAAAUGCGUCUGCUCGAGGCCACCCAGAAGUGGAUCGACCACAACGGCGCCUCCAUCACCAACAACGAGAAGCUGCUGCUGCUGAAGGCCAUCCGCCUGAACAUCAUCUCCGAACCGGAUCUGGUGAGCUCGGUCAGCUUCAACGACGUCGACUACAGCGACCUGGUGGAGGCGCUGCAGCUGAUUCAGCACCGCUUUGACAACAUCAUCGACUUCUACAUCCUCACCAACUACGGCGUCAGCAAGGGCUCGCUGACGUACUACGACACGCGCGAGAAGGCCAAGCGGGCGAUAGUGAAGAACCGCUCGCUGGUGAUCGCCAACUACAACGUCUGCCAGGAGGACUUUGGCUUUCACAUUAGCAGCGUCAGCGAUCGCGCCAACGUCGGCUGUCCGCAGCAGUUUGAGUGGUUCACGCCCUCGGAGGCGAAUGACAAACCCGUUGAGAUCACCAUCUGCCUGGGCUUUCCCUUCCUCCUCAACAUCAUCGACGUGGUGCUGUCGGAGGCGAAGGGCGACAAGUACUCCUACGUGGUGGAGUACUCCGUGGACGGCUUCAACUGGGCGGUCCUCUUCGACUACCGCCACUACGUCUGCUCCAACCACCAGACCCUGUACUUCAACCCCAUCGUGGCGCGCUACUUUCGCCUGAAAGGCUUCCACCAGACGCGUCUGGAUGAGCGCACGCGAAAGCCCUUCCGCGCGGUGAAGUCCUUCAAGGCGCUUUACAACACGCUGAACGCGGCGGUGGACGUGCGCGUCUCCGACGGCGUCAUCAGCAGCGCCUUCUACACCUGCCAGAUUAAGCACCGCGUCUACUGUGACUACUCAGGGACGCUGCCCACCACCGAGGAGCGCUACUACGCGCAGAAGUGCAUCGGCGGAGGAGGGGGAGGAGGUGGCAAGGGAGGAGAGGGAAGUCCCUGUCCGCCCAUGCCCAACUUCAGCCCGAUCGUCGGCGAGGGCUGCGUCUUUCGCGGCUUCAAGCCGGUGCUGGUGCUCUUCGACCAGCCAAUCGUCCUCUCCGCCUUCACCUUUCGCCUGUACGACCACGACCCGGCCGUCUCCUACAGCUACCUGGUGGACAUCUACAACCAGGGCAGCAAGGCGGGGGCGGCGGGCAGAGGCGGAAGCUCUGGUAGCUGGGACUGCGUCGCCGACCGCUCCACCGAGAAGUGCUCCGGCUGGCAGACCAUCGUCUUCAGCUCACGACCGGUCAACAUCAUGCGCAUUGUGCCCAUUGCCGUGCACGACUCGCCCGUCGACGAGUUUCGCAUUCUCAAGUUCAACUUUAAUGCCAAGGUUUAG